UCGACUUUUAAGAUGCAUUCUCUCAAGCGGUUAGGUAACAAACUGGGGUAAAGGGUCCAAGUCAUUUUUUGGAUGCUGAGGCCAGCGACACGUCAUCAAUCCUGCUGCUAUGAUUGGCUGAGAAGACGGAUAUUAACAUGUAGGACAAAGGUUGCGGUGGUCUAGUCUGUUUAUGUUGCUUGUGCAUUAGUAACACAACAAUGCUGCUCAACAAGGUUCUCAAAGCCAGUUUGCGGUCUGGGAUCCGGCUGCAGAGCUCCAGUGCUGCUGCUGCAUCCAGUGUUGCAGGAUCCCACAGCACAGCUUCCCAAGGCUACUCAUUUGAGAUGACGGAUCAGCAAAAGGAGUUCCAACAGCUGGCGAGAAAGUUUGCACGUGAAGAGAUCAUCCCUGCUGCAGCUGCUUAUGACCGGAGUGGUGAAUAUCCUGUCCCCAUCAUCAAGAAAGCCUGGGAGCUUGGUCUAAUGAACGGCCACAUUCCACAGGAAUAUGGUGGAAUGGGCUUGUCCAUCUUUGACAACUGUCUUAUCACAGAAGAGUUGGCUUACGGCUGCACAGGAGUACAGACUGCUAUCGAGGCAAACUCUCUAGGACAAAUGCCUGUUAUUCUAGCCGGCAGUGACGCACAGAAGAGGAAAUACCUGGGAAGGAUGACUGAGGAGGCUCUUAUGUGUGCGUACUGUGUGACGGAGCCCGGCGCGGGCUCUGAUGUGGCCGGCCUCAAGACCCGGGCUGUGAAGAUGGGUGAUGAGUAUGUCGUUAAUGGGCAGAAGAUGUGGAUCACCAAUGGUGGGAAAGCUAACUGGUACUUCCUCCUGGCCCGAUCUAACCCAGAUCCUAAAUGUCCAACCAGCAAGGCUUUUACUGGCUUCAUUGUGGAUGCUGACACUCCAGGAAUUCAAUUAGGAAGGAAGGAGAUGAACAUGGGCCAGAGGUGCUCUGAUACCAGAGGCAUCACCUUUGAGGAUGUGAGAAUACCAAAGGAGAACGUCCUGAUCGCGGAGGGCUCUGGCUUCAAAAUUGCCAUGGGUGCCUUUGACAACACUCGUCCACCGGUGGCAGCAGGAGCGACAGGCCUGGCGCAGAGGGCCCUUGAUGAAGCUACCAAUUAUGCACUUGAGAGGAAGACCUUUGGCAAAGUUAUAGCUGAGCACCAGGCAGUGUCCUUCCUCCUAGCUGAGAUGGCGAUGAAGGUGGAGCUGGCCAGGAUGGCGUACCAGCGGUCUGCCUGGGAAGUAGACCAGGGCCGCAGAAACACUUACUACGCCUCCAUCGCCAAGGCCUUCGCUGGAGACAUCGCCAAUCAGGUGGCCAGCGAUGCUGUUCAGAUAUUUGGAGGCAACGGCUUCAACAGUGAAUACCCGGUGGAGAAACUGAUGAGAGAUGCCAAGAUCUACCAGAUCUACGAGGGCACUGCUCAAAUCCAAAGACUCAUUAUUUCCCGAGAACACCUGGGAAGAUAUAAGAAAUAAACGCUGCGCACCUGACUUGUCCUCAUUCAAAUGUACUUUUGUUGUAACUUUUCUACACAUGCAUGUGUUCCUGGAAACAUAUCUGCUUAAUUAUACUCAGGAUACAUUUGCUGAAUGUAGUUUGCAAAUGUAUUUAGCCUUAACAGCACUUCAUCCGGCUGUAGUGUGGGGUUUGGUUAUUCGUUUUUUUGGUUUGUUUUAAACUGAUCCAGACUUUAAAUUGUUAGACAGCAGUCUACCUUUCACCCUUUCACAUCAGAACCUGUCAACAAGACCUGCCUGUCCCUUUUUUUAAAUUUUUUUUUAUGAACGGCUUUUCCAAAUGCAGCUCAAAACUGUGGCCUUAUUUUGUGUGAGGAUCACAACAUUUAGGCAAAAGAUCAAAUGACUACGUCCUGUCAGGCUACAGCCUCUGUAGGUUGUAAAUAAUGGAAGCCAGGCACAAACACUGCUGCUUUUGAUAGCAGUCUGGACUUUAGACUGUAAAGUUUUUUUUUUAUCUGGUAAAAUCGUUUGUUUCAGGGCAACUUGAUGAUAAACUUUGACAUAUUUGACUUUAUAAGUUGACAUGUGCAGCCCAAACAUGCAUUGAUUUCUUUAUUCUCAUAGGCAGUAAAAGCAUGCAAA
This is a messenger RNA of Etheostoma spectabile (orangethroat darter), 2099 nucleotides long. RefSeq names its product acyl-CoA dehydrogenase medium chain (gene acadm). The transcript has 12 exons. Gene Ontology annotation, molecular function: flavin adenine dinucleotide binding; medium-chain fatty acyl-CoA dehydrogenase activity. The record is from RefSeq and is a predicted model, not a curated record. Gene Ontology annotation, cellular component: cytoplasm; mitochondrion. Lineage: Eukaryota; Metazoa; Chordata; Actinopteri; Perciformes; Percidae. Bases 201 to 1472 code for a protein of 423 amino acids. Gene Ontology annotation, biological process: fatty acid beta-oxidation; medium-chain fatty acid catabolic process.